AUCAGGCCCUGAAAGCUGCAGCCGCUCCUGUCUACUUCACCUAUCAAGGUAUCUUACCCUUCCCCGCGUUCUUUAUCACUGUCUUCCCCGGCGCACCUUACACUCCUAGGACAGCUGCUGUGUGGGGUUGUGGGACCCACAUGGCUCAAGACAUGGCAACUGAUGACAAUCCGAGCUUGGAUGACACAAUCAGGCACCGCCCGCUCAGUAUGGAGUCGAAGAAGCAAGCCAACGGCACUCGGUCGGCACACCUCCAACGCGCCGGAUCUCGGCGUCACAUAACUUGAGACUCGGUAGGCUUCGAGGACAUAUAUAUCGGGGACCGGUCUCUGUGAUACCAAUUCGCUCCUACGUAGUUCUUGGCCUUCCGCUCUCAUUUCCGCUGUUUGCUCUGUCCGUUUUCCGGGCAACGCUGUGAAACGCGGCUCUCGGUAACGCUAUUUCCUGGACUCGCCGAGGGCCAAGACACCACGCGGCAGUGCGACACCAUGGCUGCCGGCCUGACCCUCCAAUCAGCCAUCCGGGGCGAACCCGACUUGGUGGCAGUCAUUGUGCCCUCACGGCCUCAAGCACUGACCGUCACUUACAAAGAGCUCGUUGCUGAGGUUGCUUCGUUUCAGCAAAAGCUUGCCGCCAUCGGCAUCGCUCAGGGGUCGCCCGUGUCCAUCGCGACCGUCAACUCAUACGAGUUCAUUAUUUCGUUCUUGGCCGCAUCAUGGCAGCGCGGGAUCGCUGCCCCGCUCAACCCUGCUUACAAGCAGGAUGAGUUUGAGUUUUACAUCGAAGACGUCAAAUCGGCCAUCGUCCUCGUGCCCAGGGGCGCCUACCAGGCCGGCAGCCCGGCCGUGAAGGCUGCCCAGAAGUUCAACGCCGCCAUCGCCGAGUGCUACUGGGACGCCGCCAACAACGAGGUUGCCCUCGACGUCAAGAACCUCGGCCAGCUACAGGGCAAGCCCAAGCAGCCCGUCCUUAAGCCCGAGCCCGAGGACAUCGCCCUGGUCCUGCACACCAGCGGCACCACAUCCCGGCCCAAGGUCGUCCCGCUCUCCCACCGCAACCUCACUCGCACCAUGCACAACAUCCAACAGACGUACCAACUCACCCCGUCCGACCGCACCAUGCUGGUCAUGCCGCUCUUCCACGUCCACGGCCUCCUGUGCGGCCUCCUCGCCCCGCUCCUGUCGGGCGGAUCCAUGGUCGUGCCGCCCAAGUUCUCCGCCACCGACUUCUGGCGCGACUUCAUCGCCCACCGCGCAAACUGGUACACGGCCGUCCCCACGAUCCACCAGAUCCUCCUCAAGCACCCCGCCCCUUCUCCUUUGCCCGCCAUCCGCUUCAUCCGCUCCUGCUCUUCCCCCCUCUCCCCCACCGUCUUCCACCUCCUCGAGAAAACCUACAAGGCCCCCGUUCUCGAAGCCUACGCCAUGACCGAGGCGGCGCACCAGAUGACGUCCAACCCUCUACCCUCAGUCGGCAAGCGCAAGCCGGGCACCGUCGGUGUGGGCCAGGGCGUCGAGGUGGCCAUCCUUGACGAGGCCGGCCUGCCCGUCCCGCAGGGCCAGGACGGCGAGAUCUGCAUCAAGGGCGACAACGUGACGCGGGGUUACCUGAACAACCCCGAGGCGAACAAGGCCGCUUUUACUCGAGACGGCUGGUUCCGGACGGGCGAUCAGGGCAGGCUGGACGAGGAGGGGUACCUGGUGAUUACGGGACGGCUCAAGGAACUGAUCAACAAGGGCGGCGAGAAGAUCAGCCCCAUCGAGCUGGAUAAUGUGCUGGCGCGGCACCCGGCCGUGUCCGAGGCCGUGAGCUUUGCCAUCCCCGACGAUAUGUACGGCCAGGACGUGGGCGUCGCGGUGGUGCUCAGGAGCGGGAGCAAGUUGGCCGAGGAGGAGCUGAAGGGGUGGGUUACCGAGAAAUUGGCCAAGUUUAAGACCCCCAAGAAAGUGUACUUUACAGACGUCAUGCCCAAGACGGCAACGGGAAAGAUCCAGAGACGGAUCGUUGCCGAGACCAUGAUGAAGCAGGAAGGCCGGGCGAAGCUGUAGGCUUCGGAGCUGGCGUCAUCAAGGUUUUGUUGGGCUCGGAUCGGGGGGGGCUCUUGGACGAGUCUUGUACUUGAACAUUAGGGGUAUACUGCAAAUAUGACUCCUGAACUGGAUAGCUCGCAUUUGAGAGAAGAGAGAUGUUGGAUUACAAGCAAGGCGAACAUUCCGAACGCUUUUCCAUGCAGCUUUAGAUCAAGAAAUAGCAAGGCCCGCUGGACUCUCUCGGCUUCAGAAUUCGAUACCCAAGGACAAGCUGGCUGGCCUGCCCCCAACCAGACAAUCUGAAUUUGGGUUUAAAUUGGGAUAGCGGCAACGGGAGAGUGGUCGGGUCGACAGCAACCCCGUCCCUCCGGUGACACCGUCCUGAUUCCCCAGAGACUCACUACAAUG
Parathielavia appendiculata is the source of this 2438-nucleotide messenger RNA. Its product is annotated as acetyl-CoA synthetase-like protein. Gene Ontology annotation, biological process: fatty acid metabolic process. The coding region runs from base 489 to 2048 and encodes 519 amino acids. NCBI's taxonomy places the organism in Eukaryota, Fungi, Ascomycota, Sordariomycetes, Sordariales, Chaetomiaceae. The record is from RefSeq and is a predicted model, not a curated record. Gene Ontology annotation, molecular function: medium-chain fatty acid-CoA ligase activity. The transcript is spliced from 2 exons.